AUUUCAUUGACCAGCCAAGUACUCCUCUCCAUUUUAAUUUCAGAUCCAGACUGGGCGUCUCAUAGCCUAGGGAUUUUCAUCUGUUUGAACUGUUCGGGAAUCCAUCGCAAUAUUCCACAAGUCAGCAAGGUGAAGUCUGUCCGUCUGGAUGACUGGGAUGAUGCUCAAGUGGAGUUUAUGGCCUCAAAUGGGAACAACGUAGCAAAAGCAAAAUACGAAUCGAAAAUGCCACCGUUUUAUUACAAGCCAACAUUUCUUGACUGUCAACUGCUGCGGGAACAGUGGAUCAGAGCCAAAUACGAAAGGAAAGAAUUCAUUCACAGUGAGAAGCAGGAGCCUUAUUCUGCAGGGUACCGAGAAGGGUUUCUGUGGAAGAGAGGACGGGACAACGGGCAGUUCCUGAGCCGAAAGUUUGUGCUGUCAGAGAGGGAAGGUGCGCUGAAAUACUUCAACAAGAACGACGCAAAAGAACCCAAAGCAAUUAUGAAGAUUGAACAUUUAAAUGCAACUUUCCAGCCUGCAAAAAUCGGGAACCCGCACGGACUACAGAUCACGUACUUGAAGGACAAUAGCACAAGGAACAUCUUUGUCUAUCACGAAGAUGGCAAGGUGAGAGCAGGGGGUAGCAGAGCCUUGUGUGUGCUCCUGCAGGAUGGUGCUGCACGCAGCCAGACUGGGUCACACCUGUCUGUAACCCAGCUGUGACUUGUGGGGGGUGUG
Molecule: messenger RNA, 720 nt
Organism: Meleagris gallopavo (turkey)
Lineage: Eukaryota; Metazoa; Chordata; Aves; Galliformes; Phasianidae
Source: RefSeq, a predicted model, not a curated record